Messenger RNA from Topomyia yanbarensis, 1181 nucleotides. RefSeq names its product N-acylneuraminate cytidylyltransferase (gene Csas). Gene Ontology annotation, molecular function: N-acylneuraminate cytidylyltransferase activity. The record is from RefSeq and is a predicted model, not a curated record. The transcript is spliced from 2 exons. Lineage: Eukaryota; Metazoa; Arthropoda; Insecta; Diptera; Culicidae. Bases 252 to 1049 code for a protein of 265 amino acids.
UAUAAAAAACUUGCAAAUUUCCAAAACCAAUCCUCAGAAUUUUUCCAACGAUGUGAUUCCCUUAACGCACAGUAAUAUUUAUUCUGCGCAAUCCUAUUUUUACCUUUACAAUGACUCUACGAGUGGUAGCGGUACACAUGAAGAAGCACCAAAAAAGCUAAACGAUAGUAAUGAUAGUUCAGAUUGAGUUAAAUUAAAUAAAUCUCACCACCUAUUGAGCCGUACAUUGUGCUGCCAGACGCUCAACGACCAUGCGUCUGACCGUGAUUAUCGUUCUGUUUUGCUACUUAGAGUAUUCGGAUUGCUGCGAAAACAAGGAGCCAAUAUGUCAAGUUCAGCCGAAUGUCAGCAUCGCAGCCCUGAUCCUAGCCCGUGGCGGAUCCAAAGGAAUUCCGCUGAAAAAUCUAGCAAAAAUUGGUGAAACAUCACUGCUGGUUCGAGCACUCGAAAUUAUACACCGGUUCGGUCGAUUCGAAACGAUUUGGGUUUCCACCGACGAUGACCGGAUUGCAAACGAAGUAUAUUCAGCUUUUCCGGGGAAUCAAACCUUGGUGCACAUCCGGCCACCAGAAGUGGCCCAAGAUCACACCACAUCCAUUGAAUCGACGCAGGAGUUUCUGAGCAAGCAUCGUGAGAUCGAAAACGUUGCUCUGGUGCAGUGUACCUCUCCCUUCCUGACGGUUAAAUAUUUGGAGGAGGCGUUCCCAAAAUUUCAACAGUCAUCACAAGUGGAUUGCGUUUUCAGCGUGGUAAGAAGUUUCAAGUUGCGUUGGACGUUCGGAACUGCUGACGGUGUCAGCAGCAGUAGCAAGUUGAUUCCAUUGAAUUUUGACCCCGCCAGGAGGCCACGUCGUCAGGACUGGACCGGAGAACUGGUGGAAGCUGGAAUGUUCUAUUUUGCCAGGCGGACUCUGCUGACGGAUGGUCGCUUUCAAAACGAGAACUGUGCUGUAGUGGAAAUUGACGCCAGGGAUGCGCUGGAAAUCGACCGUAGCGAGGAUUUGACACUGGCAAGAAUGAUGGUGGAAGCCAGACGAAAGGAUGGAUAAAAAGGUUAGGUUUGUUUCAGCACUUACUUUUAUGUUGAAGCGAAAAUGUUUGAACAGGUUUAAACCUUGGAAAACGAGAGCACUUGUAUGUACUUUUUUAUUCUUACCGAAAUAAAUCUGCCGGUAUCUGAA